This is a messenger RNA of Pomacea canaliculata, 8127 nucleotides long. RefSeq names its product microtubule-associated protein futsch-like. Bases 51 to 5123 code for a protein of 1690 amino acids. NCBI's taxonomy places the organism in Eukaryota, Metazoa, Mollusca, Gastropoda, Architaenioglossa, Ampullariidae. Gene Ontology annotation, cellular component: microtubule; dendrite; synapse. Gene Ontology annotation, molecular function: actin binding; microtubule binding. The transcript has 5 exons. Gene Ontology annotation, biological process: microtubule cytoskeleton organization; regulation of microtubule depolymerization; axonogenesis. The record is from RefSeq and is a predicted model, not a curated record.
UUGACUGGAGCAGAAGACAUCGCUGGCAAGAACUCAUACAUUGAGAGAGAAUGGCGUCCGAAGGAGCUACCGUUCUCGAUGAUGUUGCCGGUGCUGUUCAGCCCAAGGCUGCAGUACUACUAAUUAUUGGCGAACCAUUCUCAGAGGAACAGAAGACUUUGAUCCUUGCAGAGGUUACCAAAGGAUUCCGAGGAUGGGACAAUGAGUCUACAGGAAUUGACAUAAAUGAGGAAUUGGCUCAAAUUGCCAACAAAGCAGCUCUAGGAGAGGAGGGACCCGGUGACACAUCAGGUGGGAAGAACGGUGGUGAGCGACUUAUCCGACAUCGGUCAGACAGCCUUGCAGUAGAAGUGCUGAUAAAUCCACAAGCUCAGUCAGUCAAGAAAUCCAUACGUGGCAUUCUUACACAGUUAUCUCCCAUCAAGCUAGUCAUCUUUGCUGGCUAUGCGUUCCAAGGUACAGGAGCUUGGGUACUGCAAGAUGAUACAUUCUCCUUUGCUACCUUUGCGCAGAUUUUUAAAGAUCCUGAUGUGGAAAAUGCAGCAAAACAGCUGGAGAAUGCCUCCCUGACACUUCACACCGUUGGUUCUAGUGACUGGAGCAGUAACCUAAAGGGAUCUGAUGCUGCACGACUGCUGAAGGUGUCUGUCAAUCCUGCCGACAAGCUUGAACACAUUCAUGGUGUUUUGCAGUUUACUGCGUACAUAAGCAGUUUCAUCAAGCCUCUGAAUCUUGCCAACGUUUUGCAGACCUCUGAUGUUGUUGGCAACAUUUCCUUUACACGUCCUGUGCUUUAUGUGUUUCCAGCUUCUCAGGGUGAUGCUGCUUUGUUUGGCAUGAAAGGGUUUAACAUGCUUGUCAAUGGGGGGUAUAGUCGUAGAUCCUGCUUUUGGGACUUUGCUCGUCAUCUUGAUGGUAUUGAUGCAUUGCUACUUACACACCUAGGGCCUGACAAUCUCUUUGGAGUCAAGUCUCUAUUGGAGAGAAAGAAUGUGGAAACCAUCCAUCCUGACAUUGGAUUCAUGUACAUGAACCAUGGCAAGCAUUCCUUUGCCAAUGAGGACGUCAAAGAAGAAAAAAUGGUAGACCCUACUCUUCUCAUUAAUUUGACAGAGGAAGGUAAUAAGAUAGUGGAACUCGGAAAGCAGCUGGGACAUAUUCCUCACCCUCUUUCUCGCUCAGUGUCUGGAAAUCUGGAGCCCAUAAAUCUCUUCCACAAGGUGGGAAUGGGCUCCCUUGAUAUGUACAUCUUGAAUCCUGUGACAGAUUCUAAAGAGAUGAAGGACUUCCUCCAAGGGUGGAGCAAGCAGGCACCCAAUCUGGGUGCUGUAAAUGGGAUCCCCAUACCCAAUGUAACAUCCAUUUGUGCUCUGCUUGUUGUGCGCCCUGCAAAACCUAAUGAAAAGGUUACCAGGCUGCUGUUCCCUGGCAGUGCUCCUCAGCACAAGAUAUUAGAGGGCUUGGAGCGAGUGAAAAAUCUUGAGUUUCUGAAGCAUCCUUCAUUCUGUGAUCGUGACACUCUCAAGCCUAAGAAACCUGUGGGUAAUGGAAGAGCAGGAUCUGCCACUAGAAGAGCUCCACCUGCUGCGGCCACCAUCACUAAGACAGCAGUCGCUGCCACCAAGGCUGAGCCACCCAAAAGACUGGAAACCAAAGCCCCGCCAACCAAGACUGCUGCAGCCACAGCCUCAAAAGCACCUAAAUCAAAGAAGGAUGAUAACAACAAGAGAGCAUCUAGCGCCAAAGAUAAGGAGAAGGUCAAACUAGAUGAGAAGGAGAAGGAAGACAAAUCCAAAUCUUCUGCUUCAUCCAGCCCCUCCAAAGCAUCUGUCAAGACAGCCUCUCCUAUAAAAACUCCAUCGUCUCCUGCAAAAACUCCUGCAGUGGUUACCCCUGAUGAGACAAUCCCUUCAGAACCCACAUCAGAGGCACUUGUGGUUGCCGAGCCCAUUGUUUCUGAAAGCAAUCAUGUUGAAGAGGAAUCAUUCCCAUUUGACAAGGCUAGCCCUGUGCCACAGGAAUCAGGUGCAGGAGAUGAUAAUCGCCAGGCCGACUCACCAGUAGCCCUUCCACAACCUGUCCAGCUGGAAGGAAGGGAGUUAAAGAGCUUUGGUCCAGAUGCCAGUUCUGCUGCUUUAGACAGACAGAAACUCCAAGAACUAGGGAUUUAUGAUGAUGAGGAAGAAGACGAGGAAGCAGAUGUGAAUGAAGGUAAAGAAAAUGGUGACUAUGAGCAUGAAUCGGGCUUUGAUGUUGAAGAUGAAGAAAUCCAGCCUCAGCCUCUGCCAGAACCUGUUGAAAUGGCACAGUCACCCUGUGCUGAACCUGAUCUCAUCCAAGAUACAUUUAGCAAAACAGUUCCUGAAGUAUCAAGUGAGCAGCUGGAAGUAAGUGUGGACGAGGAAAAGCUUGUGCAAGAGUCUGAAAUUGAAUCUAAGGUUGAAGAGAUUCAAGAAUCUGCAGAGGAGCCCCAGCCUGAAUUAGAAAAAGAGGAGAGUGAAGAAACAAAGUUCAUGUGUCAGACCCAGGAACAAGAAGAACAAGAGCCUUCUGUGACAGAUGAAAAGCUGGUGGCUGAUCUGGAACCAUCUUUCCAGUCAUCCAUGCUGGAGGACGAGCAAGAGAACGGUGUUGCUGAGCCAGAUGUCUGUCCACAGUCAGCAUUAGAACUCGAGACAUCCUCUGAAAUUGAGACUCAGCAAGAUGAGCCAUCAGCUCUACUCCCAGAUGAAGAACCAGAAACAAGUCUGAGAGAAGAAGAACUAUCAACUCAACCUCCAGAAGAAGAACUAUCAACACAAGCUCCAGAAGAGGAACUAUCAACACAACCUCUAGAAGAGGAACCAUCCAUUCGGCUUGCUGAAGAUGAACCAUCACCUCAGCUUCAGGAAUAUGAGCCAUCAACAGAAGCCCCAGUGGAACCAUCAGCACAAAUCCCUGAAGAUGAGUUAAUUCAGGUUACGGAAGAUGAGACACCACAAACACCUGAAGAACAAUCACCUGAAAUUGCAGAGGAAGAAUCACCACAGAUCCCACGAGAUGAAUCACCACAGAUCUCAGAAGAUGAGCAAGAAGCAGAGGGUGACCCUGGCCUGUUGGAACAAGAAGAGGAAGAAAAAGUAGAGCUGGCUCAACAAGCAGCACCUCAGACUGAACAUGUGGCAGAUUACUUUCGUGAAGAAUUGUAUACCCAGAAAUCAGCAUGCAGCACAGAAAUGUUGCCUACUGAUUCUGCAGAGGAUCUAGCUCAAGACAUACCUUCUUCACCAGAACCAGAAGAACAAACAGAUCUUGUUUAUCCCGAUGACCUGAAAGAAGAGAUUCCUGAAGGGGAGCCCAGUUUCCUACAUGACCAAGAUUUAUCAAGAGAUGAAGAGAGCAGGGAGCAAAGCAUUCAGUAUGGAAUCUCCAAUGAAGGGGCGUAUCAGAUGGGAGGUAUCCGUGAAGAGGAGGAAGAGGAGGCUGAACGGGAAGAGGAGGAGGAGGAAGAAGACCUUGAAGAAGUUCAGCAGCAAGAAGAUAAACAAGGUCUAAACAAGUUUGCAAUGGAGGAACAUGGCAUCUAUGAUGAAGAGGAAGACGAAGAAGUUACAGCUGAAGAAGGUGUUGACAAUGAUAAAGAUGCUUAUGUGUAUGAAAAAGAUGUAAAUCUGGAGGACGAGGAAGUGUGCAGAGGGGGACCUACAGAGGCUUUUGAUCGACAUGCAGGACAAGGUGAUGAAGAGCAAGACUAUUUUGCAGAGGCUGCUGCCCAUGAUGUUGAACAAGAACCUUCUACUGUUCCUGAAGCUUUUGAAAAGGAUGAGACUCCAACACCAGUAGAAAGUGCGUUGUUACCAGAGAAACCAGAGCAGGAGGCAGACCAAGCUGAGGAGUCUGAAAGUGGCCUGGCAGACACUGCGGAAGCUGAUAGCGGGAGAGAAGAUACUGAUUCUAUUGAUGGGGGGACUCCUGAUGAUGACAAAGACAUUGAUGAAUUCCUGGCCCAGCAGCAGCAACAUUCUGAACCUUUGCAAGAGGAAGAGGACAUUGCAGAUGACUUGCCACCUGGGGCAGGACAGAGUUUCAAUCCAUUCAUUGGCCUUGACCAGCAAGAAUCCAAUGCAAUGACCAGUUCUUUCAUGGAAGAUACACAGCAGCCCAAUCCAUUUGAGACAGAUGAUCUUCCAGCCGCUUACUUAAAGAAUCAAGAUACUGAAGAGUUUGACCCCUUGGCACAAUGGGGACAUCCCACAGGCCUUCCGUCACCAACACUUCCUCAGGAGGUACCUGCACACAGGGUAGAAAGUGAGGAAGUUGGUGCUUUUGCUUCAUCAUCAACAGAUGAGAAUGACCUAAAAGAAUUUGACCCUAUUGUAGAGUGGGGACAGCCAAUGGGCUUGCCAUCACCACCGCCAGAAGCGGAAGCUAAAGCCAACAAUGCAACAAAGAAAGCAGAUACCAAAAAAGCACCUCCAACAAAAACCACUAAAUCACCUGACAAGCGACCAGCAACUGCAACCAAAACACCCACCAAAUCUACCAAUGGUUCUGCAGAGCCACAAAAAUCUGCCCGCACAACAACAGAGAAAAAAGCAGAGCCUAAGAAAACCCCUUCUAGCUUAGACACAUCUCGCACAGCCCGCCCAUCAACAGCUCCUGCUCGUGGGUUAGAUACAUCAAAAGUUGAAUCGAAGCCUCGCACUACAGCUGCACCUGCUCGCAGGCCUGCAACAACCACUGCCAACAACCGAGCUUCUCCUGUCAGCAAAAUGCCUCCUCUGCCUCCCAUGACCCCAUUUUAUGUGGAUCUGACAUACGUUCCUGCCCAUGGAGACACAGCCUACAGCGAUGUCGAAUUCUUCAAGAGAGUUAGAGCCCGCUAUUAUGUCUUGAGUUCUCUGACACCAAGUCCUGUCACGCUGCAGGCAUUAAUGGAUGCCAAGGCUACAUGGGACGCUGGCGCUGAUCAGGAAGUCACCAUCAUUCCCACAUAUGAGACCGAUGCCAUGAGGCACUGGAUGGCUUUGCACAAGGAACAGCUUGCUCAGCUCAAAAUUGAUGUUGCACCAGCUGCCAGCCGAUGCACAGUACGGCUGCAGGAUCAUGAAGAUAGCUGCUAUACUUACAGACUGGAAUUUUAAGUUGGAUCACUAAAUGAAAAGAAAAUAAUCCAACCAUUGUCAUCUGCAAUUUGUGGCUUUAGCCUACCAUGUCUUAGCACAGAUUCACAUGUAUGUCUAGGAAACCCACAAAAUGUGUAUAUGCUUUGCUGUCUUGCAGAGUACUGCUUUAUUAACAGUUCAUACACGUUUUGUUAAGCUUUCUUGCUUCUGCCUCCUAGCAGUUAUAAUUAAACUGCUUUCAGUGCAUCUCAUUAAAACCUAAAUACUGUUCAGUAUUUAGAAGAUAUUUCACUGGUGCUUUGUAACAUCAGAAACUGCUUUGCAUGAGAAUCUUCACACGUUGACUAGCUUUUUGCUUUAUGUACCCUAGAUUGAAUGAGGGCAAUAAAGAUCUCAUGGGCAAUUUCGGUGGAUGUGUACUGAAGAACUGAAAAAGAUUCAUUUCACAUAACGCAUUUACAAAAGAUCUUCAGAAGUUUUUUUCAGCUUUUUUCCUGCCACUCAUUUUUUUUAAGUGUUUAUUAUGACUGGCUGGUCACAAAGUUUUGAGGAUUUUUGUGUUAGAAUGUAAGGUCAUAUCUUUCUCUUGAAAGUAUUUUGCAAUACUUACACUACAACAAUUCAUGGGCUGAUGAUUAUAACAGACAUCUGUGAUGAAUUAAAGACUGCGUUGAGAGCAGCACUGUUUUUUUGUAAGUCAUAAUUUGUUGUACUGUACUUGCUACUUUUUUUUGGUUGCAUGUAUACUAAAAAGCAGUUAUACGUGAUUGAAAAAAAAUCAUUUUCUACUGAUUUUAUAUAAGAACAAAUUUUUUGCAUCUAAAAUGAGACUUCUUUUGAAAUAAUCUAGAUGUUAUUUAGUUGCAAGUUUAGGCCAGAUUACACAUGUAGAUGCAUGACAAUAUCCCAAGUAAUGUAGGGCAUUAUGCAGGAUAGCUUUCUUACAUGCAUUUUGCUUAAAUAAUUUAAUAAUUUACAAAAAAAAAAGCCAUCAAAGUUGACCUGUCAGUGCAGUUGAAAUGCUACUGACAAUAUACAGCCAAAGAACAUAAUUACAAAAAUUCCAUAUGCAAAAAAUGCCAUGGUUGUUUUACGGUUUUGGUCAUAAACUGUAACCCUUUACAAGGCAGCCAUGUGCUGCUUUUUAUUGGGGUUUUUUUUGUUUUUGUGUUUGUUUUUUUACUGAUUCAUCUUUGGCUUUGUGUAUAUGUUUAUUGAAAAAGCUUGUGUGGCAUGCUGAUGAUUUUGCAGCUUAUCUGCUUUUAAUUUUUUUUUUUUUUCCACAUUUCAACCGCUUGAUAUUUUGGACAGUGUAAUCAUUAUCAAGUACUAGAGAAGUAGUAGUCUUGGGGGUUAAGGUGGGGGAAGGGCGGGUUUAAGGCUGUGAAAGCAAAUCAAAUCAUGCUGAAGCAAGUACACGAAUGUUUAUUAUAUAUGUCUUGUGCUCUUUUGGAUCCUUUCUCUUGGUUUUGUGCUUUUUUAUGACAAUUCUGAACCACUUUCAUUAUAGAAAAGUAAUGGUUACAUUUUGUCAGUUUGGUGUGGAAAAUGCAGGGAUCAGUCAGCCAUUAAUUCUGUGAAACACUACACCCUGAUUUGAAAUGAUGGGAAGUUGCAGCUGUCUACAACAAUUUUAAAUCACAGCUUUGUUGAUACAAUGGUACAUGAACUGUUUGUUCUACAAGAGCCUAGAAAUUUAUCAGACAUGUCUUGCCUUUUAAUUGACCAGCUACCACCAGUUUCAGACUGGUAACCUUAUGUUGUUUUUUUUAUAUAUAUAAUGUAUACAGAGAAAGAAUAUUUUGCUACAGUUGUGAAUGCUGAAUCCAUUUGCUUUUGAAGAAGAUAUGAAAAACUGAAGGGAACCUUUUCAUGUACAGCAUUCUAUAAAUUUUGUGACUGUGAUGAUAGCUGAUGAAAGGUUUAUUUUUCAUGCUCCCAAAGGACUUAAGAAAAGUAUAGUCAAUUAUUGAUAUUUUAAAUUAUUAUUGAAGGGGCAAGUGACCACUUGUGUUGCCUGGACAGUAAUAGACAUUUAGUAUCCUGAAAAUUACAAAACAAGGUCAGGAAAAACAAUUUUUUCAGGAAUUAUGUGAAUACUUUUAUUGCAAACUUACUGAAUGCUAAGUAUUGUGUGUAGGUUUAUGUUAAUGAAACCUCUGAUUUUUUUUCCAAAAUAUGAAGGUAUUUUCGCUUGAAUUUCAUGGGGUUUUUUUUAAGAUGUUUUUCAUCAGAGGUUGCCGUAGUACUGUUUUGUUCAUCUUUUGUUAAGUGAUUAGCAAAAAUAUUACAGAAUGCAAAGGAUUAAUUCUUAUUGUCAAUUUUGGUGUGGUUUUUAGGUGGGUUUUUAUUUAUAUGUUUCAUCCUGUUGUUGUCCUUUGGGUAAGCUAACUGCCGUGUGACUGCUUUUUGUAUGCCACAGUUAGGUGUGCCAUUUUUCCUGUGAUCUGAGUAUAUAUUCACCAAAACAUAAGAAAUACGGGGGUCAUUGAAUGAUCGAAGAUUUUCUUUUCGGAUGCACAAAAGUAAGAACAUAGGCUUUGUCUUAACUGGUAAUUUAUCUGUUGAAAUACAACUGCAUCAUGCCUUCAUUCAUACUGCUUGCCUGUGAUCGUUGGAAAUAAGCAGUCAUAAAAAGCAUCUCAGAUGAUGAUGUACUGCAUUUUCGCACUUUCGCCUUUGCUAAUCUCGAAUUUGCAUUGUAUUCAUGCAGCUCUGUACAUUGGUACGUGCAUGUCACUGAUUUUUCUGCAUGUAUUUUUCACCAGUCCAGACUUUGUUUUAUGCUUCAGCACAAGAAUUAUGAAUCAUGGAGCCUUUAUUUAAAAGGCUGACCUGAAGGGACGCAAGAAAUUCAUCAAAAAUGCAUUCGGUAUCAAUAUAUGUUUGUAAUUAUAUUUUUUGGCAAUCAAGUAUUACAUUUGAUGCUAAUUUUUCAUACGACAACCAUUUUCGCACUUGUUUACAUUUUUGUGCUACUGCAGAAUCAAGAAAACAUGAACGAUUAUACUUGAUGAUCUUG